AAUGGUUACAGUUGGUUCCGCCCUCAGUUUUGUAAAAGUAACCAACCCAGCAAUGCCACCCAGACACUCACUCAUCUCUAUCUUCUCUUUUCUGCAAAUAUAAAAAGGCCACACAAACCCCAACAAAGAGGCAGAGAGAAGAGUGAAAGAAAGGGGUGGGGGUGGCUGCUGCAGAAGCAUUCUCAUAGCUUUGGCAGCGGCAAACUAAAUAAAAUGGCCCACUCUCUCUCACAAGCCAAACGUGUUGGUCUCCUUGUUGCUCAAUCUAUCUCCCCAAUCUCUCUUCAUCGACGAGGAUAUGCUGCCGCGUCUGAUGUCUCGCUGAGAGUUGGAUUGGGAAAUAUUGCGCGUAGGAGUGGAAUGGAGGAGAAGCCCGUAGCAAGAGAUCGAUCAGAGGCCUACUCGGCUUGGGCUCCAGAUCCAGUAACGGGCUUCUACAGGCCCAUCAAUCACACCCCUGAAAUUGACCCCGUGGAGCUUCGUCAGAUGCUCCUCAAGCACCCCCCUAGGGCCCAGAGGAGUUUAUAGCUACCUUCAGAUGCCUAUAUUUCGCUUUCGUUUGGGUUUGUUAGGGUAGCCUUUUGUUCAAGUUUUUAUUAAGCCCAAAAUAUAUGCGAGGACUAGGUUCUGUUUCUUAUGGGUUCAGUGUAUUGCAGUGCGCCUUUGUUUCAAUCUAUCUAGACUAAUAUAACGUACGUAGUGAAAAUUUUAAUUUUGUUGCUUCUUCUUGUUUUUCACUCUACAAUUUUAUUCUUUAAAUAAAAGGGUAUUCAUCCUUUUCUUUUGUGGUAUAAAAAUAAAAUAAUAAGUUUUAAUUUCACCCAGAAAAACAAAAACUUUGUACAACACAUUCAAAAGUACGCAAUACAAUUUGAAAAUUUUAAAAUACACGUGUCAUGGGGGUAGGAUCUGGUCAACUGGAUAAGAAUGGAAAUAAUUAUUUUAUUUAUUUCAAUAUGAGAGAUUUAAGGAUGAAUGCGUCCUCCUAGUCCAGUCCCGUGUAAAUUUAUAGAAGCAGUGCAUUAAUGAUAGAUUAACUAUAUCCAGGUCAUGGAUACUGAGGAUUGUCUUGUCGAUUGGGUUUAAGAAAAUCGUGAAAAGAAUGAU
Molecule: messenger RNA, 1107 nt
Organism: Abrus precatorius (Indian licorice)
Lineage: Eukaryota; Viridiplantae; Streptophyta; Magnoliopsida; Fabales; Fabaceae
Product: late embryogenesis abundant protein Lea5-like
Exons: 2
Coding region: 214-528 (104 amino acids)
Biological process (GO): response to stress
Cellular component (GO): mitochondrion
Source: RefSeq, a predicted model, not a curated record